Penicillium digitatum Pd1 is the source of this 282-nucleotide messenger RNA. The record is from RefSeq and is a predicted model, not a curated record. NCBI's taxonomy places the organism in Eukaryota, Fungi, Ascomycota, Eurotiomycetes, Eurotiales, Aspergillaceae.
AUGGUUGCCAUUCCGGAAGCUGACCCCGAUGAGGUCCUCGAGACAAAGCCCUUCAAGUUCGUCACUGCUGGCUACGAUGCUCGUUUCCCCCAGCAGAACCAGACCAAGCACUGCUGGCAGAACUAUGUCGACUACUACAAGUGUACCACUGCCAAGGGCGAGGACUUCCGCCCCUGCAAACAGUUCUACCACUCCUUCCGCUCUCUUUGCCCCAAGGCCUGGACCGAUCGUUGGGACGGUCAGCGUGAGGCCGGCAACUUCCCUGUCCACCUUGACAAGUAG